AUGCCACCUGACCAGAAAAGGAAGAAAACUGAACCUUCGAAAUCAGAAGACCACAAAUAUAAAAAGAUUAAAUUGGAGAAUUUUCCAGAAGCCGGCGGUGAGCAAUGGAGCCCUGAAGGCUAUUUUCCCUGCGCAGGGGAUCGAGCCAGCGCUAGAACACCAUUGAGAAAGCCAUUGAAGAUUAGGGAGAGUCACAAACAAGAGGCUAAAAAGCGAGAAUGCUCGCUUUUGAAAGGGGAAGACCUGUCCACAUGUCAUACGUCCACCUUGUUAAACAUAAGUCCUAUGUUUGCGAGAAUAGACCAGGCCCCAUCGGUUCCGGCUUCAGCGCAAGAGAAUGAGGCGUUCACAACGCUAGGCGAGUGGGCAUCGAUUUCAACCCAGGCAACACACGAACACGUGUCGAUUAAUCCAGAUCAACGGCCAGUGUCUUCGAACCCGUCGUCAGUGCAGAUGAGCCCGAUGGAUAUCUUGAUAUUGGUAAUUGAAAUAAAGGAAUGGCUAGACGCGCAGGACGAACCGUCUGCAUGGUAUGAUGUCGAGGCGCCGUCGGAAUACCAGUUCUCCCGAUCUGUAUCAUCCUGGGCCACUGUACCGUCGGGGGGUUCUCCAAGAGGAAACUAG
Molecule: messenger RNA, 624 nt
Organism: Xylaria bambusicola
Lineage: Eukaryota; Fungi; Ascomycota; Sordariomycetes; Xylariales; Xylariaceae
Exons: 1
Coding region: 1-624 (207 amino acids)
Source: RefSeq, a predicted model, not a curated record